This is a messenger RNA of Colletotrichum destructivum, 4930 nucleotides long. RefSeq lists its product as uncharacterized. The transcript has 6 exons. The coding region runs from base 3023 to 4630 and encodes 535 amino acids. The record is from RefSeq and is a predicted model, not a curated record. Lineage: Eukaryota; Fungi; Ascomycota; Sordariomycetes; Glomerellales; Glomerellaceae.
CAUGAACAGAUAGGUAUCUGUAUGAAUUGAAUAUGUACAGAGUACCUCUGUACGAAUACCCAUCCGAACAAUAGAUACAUACCGACCCUUUCAGGUCUCCCCCCACCUCUUGGGUCCUGCCAGGAUAGGACAACUUAGCUUGCGCAGGAAGGAACGCCUUUUUGUUAGAAGUACGAUGUAGGAUUUGCAGAGGCAGGUGGCAGGCAUGGUGUUGAUAUACCUACCAUCCCAUUCCUUCUCAGAAUCGGCACAUCCUCGGCCGUCUUGUUUCCAUUUUCAUUCACACAAUAUUUCCAUCAUUCAUCAUUCAUGUCACUAAUUCUUUCCUGUGACUAAAACCCCUCACCCUGCUUCUCGCUGCCUACCAACCUACCUACCUACCUACCCACCUUACAUGUAUCCUGUCCUGUCCUGUCCUGACUUACCACUUCAGGCACUACUGUAUCAGUAGGCACCUCUUUCCUGGGACGAACCGAAGGCCCCAUUCGUGUCUCUGAUCUUAUUUUGGCCGUCUUGGUUCCAAACACACACUACAUGUACAUUCCUCCUCCUCCUUCUCUGCUGGACUUGGACUGCUGGGUCCGGCUUUUCGUCUGAGCCGUGUCUUUCCUCCCCUUCAUCUCCCUCCACCAUCUCCUCCCCGUCAUUCCCUUCCCCUGCUCGCCCUCCUCUCUUCUUCCCCUUGCCGCCGCCGCCCCCGUCAUACUUCCUCUCCCAUCGGCUCCCGGUCCCAGCUCUGGGCUCGCGCCCGUGUUGCUUCUUUUGAGACCCGGCCGCCGUGGUCUCGCCCGCGUGCAACAAAAGCUUUUUGCUCCAGUUCCGCUGCCCUCCUGUUUUCGCCGCUACCCUUUCCCACUCCAUUCCCCUUUCAGCUGCUUCUUCUUGACCUCUUUCCAGUUUCCUCCUGUCUCCGUAUCAUUCCCCAGCUGCUGCCGUCGCGAGGUGCUUGCUCACCCCUGACACGGACUACUCCCUCCACACUCUGCGACAAUAUCCUCACCAUCAUCACCUCACCGCCAUCAUCAUCAUCAUCAUCACCAUCAUCACCUUGUUCCGAUUGCGUCCAGCAAAGCAACCACACACGCUCUGCCUCGGGUCGCCCACACUCGACACAUCCCGACCGUCACGUUGUCUCAGCACCAGAGAAUUUGCGCUACUACAGAUCCAUCGUCCUGGCAUUACAGCCUCCGGACGGCCCAGCUCACGACCACCAUUGAACACACUGGCCAUUGACCACUGACGAGUCACUUUUCCUUGCUGUCCGAGCCCCAACUUCCAAGUGGCCUGGCCAUUGACGUCGUGUCGCUGGGAGCUUUGCCAUUGCUUUUCCCCCCGCAGCGCAGCGCCUUGUCAGGGCUCAACCAAGCAGCUCUGCCCUGCUGUGUUCGAAUACAGUGUCUUGUGACUAGAGCGGCAACAGAUUGAUCUUCAUUUCCACUACUGCAAACAUUGGACGCCUCUUAGAUCCCGCCAGACUAGCUCAGAUCCGGCCGACGACGCGCGCGCACUUGUCGCCAACACGCAUGUUGAUCUAGUCCCCUCAUUCCCGCUGCCAUAAACCACUAGCCCAUCUACCUUGUGUUCCCCGAGGUCCUUCCCCCCUCCCAAGCUCUCCUCUUUCUUCGGUUUCUCAUCGUUUCGUCAUCCGGUUGGCCUUACUUGACAUCUUGCUGGACCGUCUAUCUUGCACAGUCUUCGCCUCUCAUCUCGCUAUCCACGACCAGCGACAAGGACGAGAUAUUGGACGACGGCAGUCUCCAGAUCUUCUACCCGAGAUUGCUGAUUUGUCAAUCCCUCCCCCAGAACCGCCUACGUAGAUAGUAGUUAGUGGACGGGACUGACCGAGUAAGUGAUCGAUCCCCCUCCUUCUGCAGCUGCUUCCCCGCCUCUCCUGGAACCACCUCACGAAUGCGCCAUGUCUAGUGCAUGCUCUUCUGCAUUCCCAGUGGCCAGUACUUCCUGAAAGCCCUACUACCUACGGACCUACGGCUUCCCAUGGGAGCUCAGCUGCAUAGUUGCACAGCACAGCACAGCACAGCACAGCACAGCACAGCACAGCUUCUACGGAUAUUGCCUUACCUCAUCAGCACAUCUUUGCAGCUACUGUGGUCCGCUGCAUAAACUCACAACCUUCACGCCCCCUUCGAAAGCCCCAAUUCUUUCCCGCGCAUUCUUCCGGCGGUUGCUUUUCGUCUCGCUCCAGCGGUUAUCCCUGAUCCAGAUCGACAUCAGCGAGAACUCUAACACCAAUAAGGGAACCGGUCCCUGAGCCCAGAGCAGCCAUCUGCCCCCGUCCACACACACAAGCAGACACACCACACCCCCCAGGCCGCCGACAAGCACAACAAGACAAGACAAGCAAGCCCCCCCAGCACGCGAGAGAGCGCGAGAGAGGUAAAGGGUCUGGACGUUUUGGGCGCAACCAGCCCUGCUGCUGCUGCUGCUGAUUGUUAUUAUUAACGCUUGCUGCUGUCCCGCCCCGACCCAGACUAGAAUCCAGUGUGUCCAUCGAUCUGUGUCUGGCUGUUGUCGUUCCCCGCAAGUCCAACAAAACCGCCCCCCUUCCUAUUAAACUUGAGUGGGAGAACCUCGACUUCUUAUCUUUCCUGUCUUCCCCCCCUUCCCCUCCCCUCCCCUCCGUCCCUGUUGCUUACCGUCCACCUCCGAUCUCUUUCCCUCCCCCUCCCCUCCCCUCGCCUCGUCUCGUCUCGGCGUCGUCGCGAACCGAAGCUAGGAACCCGCCUGCAGCCUGCCAUCUUCUUCCCCUCACGCUCGGAGCCCCCCGGCCUCGGUGACCGCCGCCCAACACGCCCCGUGUUACAGCUGACCAGCCUGUCAAUCGCCAAACCAUACCAGCUGAUCGACCACUCGGAAGCUUCGCAUUGAUUCGAACUCACUCGAGACCAGCUCAACUUAACCAACGCCCGCUUGAACCCCUCCAGCCCCGACCGACCGACCCCACCAACCGCUAUCUAUCUCGAGGCCCCUCCGCCGGCGGUCCCCCCCCUCCAAUCCACCCAAAAUGGGCCUGUUCUCCCGCAAGGAAAAGGCCCCAAAAGCCUCUAAGAAGCCUUCCAUCAACACAUCCAACGUGAGCAUCAACUCGGGCACAUCCAGCAUCAAGUCACCACCACUGCGCAGCAACAUCAUGAACAGAACAUCGGGAACCAGCACCGCCCCCGGCACCCCUCUGACGCCCUUUUCGCCUGUUGCCGUUCCCAAGGUCGACCUGCCGCGUCCUCCUGACCCGCAGCUCGACCCCGCGGGGUACCUACGGAGUUUGGGAGCCGUCAGAGAAAGAAGCAAGAUCGUGACGGAAAAGGCCCUGCGGAAUGAGUUGAAGCAUUUCGAUGUCGACAUGCGAAAAUUCCCCGACGUGGUGACAUUUGUUUCCCGUAUCAUCAAGAGAGAUUACGAUGCACCGUUCAACACGAUCCCCGGCCACGGGAGACACCAGCAUUUCUGCGUCGGCGGCCGCGAUCGCAUUGCUCAGCUUCUCUCUACCUUCCCCGAGGAUGUCGACAACAGCGAGAAGUGUCGCCGCAUGAUCGACCUUUUCCUCGUCAGUGUGCUGCUGGAUGCUGGCGCCGGCACGAAAUGGAGCUACAAGAGCACGGAAAAUGGUCGUAUAUACCGCCGGUCAGAAGGUAUUGCAGUGGCGAGCUUGGAAAUGUUCAAGACGGGUCUCUUUUCCAGCGACACCAAGAACAAGUUCCAGGUUGACAAGGAGGGAUUGCGCAACCUGACGGUCGAGAAGAUGGCUGCCGGCCUUCAGUCCAAGGCCGGAAACGAGAUGGCUGGCAUCGAAGGCAGGACACAGCUUCUGCAGCGCCUGGCGAACGCCUUGACGGAGAAGAAGGAGUACUUUGGCGAGGACGGCCGGCCGGGCAACAUGAUUGACUACCUGCUAUCGCACCCGUCGACGCAAGCGUCGUCGAUGCCGAUCGUUGUUCUCCCGACGCUGUGGAACGUCCUCAUGAACGGCCUCAUGCCCAUCUGGCCGCCGUCGCGGACCUCGAUCAACGGCGUGUCUUUGGGCGACGCCUGGCCCUGCCAGUCCAUGCCGCAGCCCCCGCAGAGCCCGACGACGUCGCAAUUUUCGCCAUUCCCGCCUUCCGCACAGAACUCGACGGCCGCCUGGGAAUCCAUCCUGCCAUUCCACAAGCUCACGCAGUGGCUCUGCUAUAGCCUGAUGCAGCCCAUGCAGUCGCUCUUGCGGGUCCACUUUGCCGGCGUCGAGCUACUGACGGGCUUGCCCGAGUACCGCAACGGUGGGCUUUUCAUCGACCUGGGCGUUCUCACGCUGCGGCCCGAGGAAACCGAAAGGGGUCUCCAGCACUACGAUGAUUACUGCAAAAAGGCAGGUGUCAAGCCAGUCGAGGUGGCGCCCAUGUUCGAGCCCAGUGACGACGUGAUUGUUGAGUGGCGCGGUGUGACGGUCGGCUUUUUGGACAAACUCUGCGUCGAGGUCAACAAGCAUUUGAAGAGUGACUUGAACGGGAAUGAGCUCACGCUGGCCCAACUACUUGAAGCUGGAAGCUGGAAGGGCGGUCGAGAGAUGGCCGAGUUCAGCCGGCCCAAUACGAAGGAGCCGCCCAUCUUGAUUGAUAGCGACGGAACGGUUUUCUAGGCUGCUGCGCUUUUUCUUUAUUUUCUUUUUUGGAGGAACGCAUUGGAUGGAGGCCCCUAUACCUUUUUCUGCCACUGGGUUAGACGACAGCGCCAUAUCGCAUUGCAUUCCGUACGCAGAGGGAAACAGAGAGAGAGAGAGAGAAAGAGAGAGAGUGAGAGAGAGAGAGAGAGUUACACUGGAUGAUGGGUGUUUGGGUUUGGACGGCCGAUAUAUGCGCCUUAAUGAACAUGACUCGGGCCAAGGUCAAUGAAGGAUUAAUGCAAUGCAAAGAUCGAGGUCGCUCGGCCUUGCCCGACA